Molecule: messenger RNA, 513 nt
Organism: Penicillium taxi
Lineage: Eukaryota; Fungi; Ascomycota; Eurotiomycetes; Eurotiales; Aspergillaceae
Exons: 2
Coding region: 1-513 (170 amino acids)
Source: RefSeq, a predicted model, not a curated record
AUGGAUGAGCUGGUCACUUCCUCGCUCCAGAAUCUGAAUCCUCCUGAAUCUACCUCUGCAGCGGAGAUCUCCGACGAGGGAACCUCUGGAACAAUGGGAAAAGAAAAAGAAAUGGUUAUUCUCAUAUCCUUAAUUCUCCUAUUCCUCACCGCAGCCAUUGUCCCAGGAUACAAAGCAUUCUCAAUCUCAAUGACAUCCAGCACACCUGGCUCAAUUCAAGAUGCAGAUUUCUGGUAUCUGAUCCAGAGUAGUAUCAUGUCUGUGUUGGGAAAUCUGACCAUGGUCUUUCCUUUGCUGAAAAAGUCAUGGUUUUCCCCGGCUUACAAUACUAUGUGGAUAUCAUUCACCUUGGGCGUAGCCUUUUCGGUUCUCUCCAUUAUCAUUUACCCGUUUGUGAAUACAGGUUGGAGCUCUAUGUUGGCCUUCUUUGGCUCAAUUGCUUCCGCUGCUUCGGUGUUGAUAAUUACGCAGGCUGCUGGCAAGGAGAUACCGAGGAAGAUGAAAGAGGAUUGA